Olea europaea var. sylvestris is the source of this 2158-nucleotide messenger RNA. RefSeq names its product probable eukaryotic translation initiation factor 5-1. The record is from RefSeq and is a predicted model, not a curated record. NCBI's taxonomy places the organism in Eukaryota, Viridiplantae, Streptophyta, Magnoliopsida, Lamiales, Oleaceae. Gene Ontology annotation, biological process: formation of translation preinitiation complex; translational initiation; formation of cytoplasmic translation initiation complex. Bases 509 to 1852 code for a protein of 447 amino acids. The transcript is spliced from 2 exons. Gene Ontology annotation, cellular component: cytosol. Gene Ontology annotation, molecular function: translation initiation factor activity; eukaryotic initiation factor eIF2 binding; GDP-dissociation inhibitor activity.
CCUAGGGUUUCUCGUGUUUCUCUCUCUCUCUAUAUAUAUAUCACAUUCCAACCACACACUUUCACGCAUUCACGUAUUCCUCAACGACAGCUCGGCGCACAGGCUUAACCUAUUUUUCACUAUAUUCUCCCUUUUAUAACCUUCAACACUCAUCAAUCUGAGGUAUUUGGCUGCUAAAGUUGCGGCAUUUGCAGCAAUCAAAGUGGAGUGCAUUAAGUUCGAAGAUUCUUUUAUGUCUGAACAGGCCUCUCAGUUUUUAUUGGUAAUUGGGUUGCUUGGAGAGUACUGUCCUCCAUCAAAAUAUAAGGAUAGUAAUUCUGCUCACGAACUUGGCUGCAUGCAUCUUGAGCUCGAAGGAUACAACAUACAUUUUCUGGGUUGCCAAUUUAUGCUUCCUUUUCCUUCUGGUAGUAACAUUCACCAUACUGAAGAAAUCCUUGUUGAAGAAAACCAGCUGCUUUCUUUCUGAUUAACUUGAUAGAGAUCGUAUCCUGUUUUUAGGGACAAAAUGGCUUUGCAAAAUAUUGGUGCCGGAAACAAAGAUGAUGCCUUUUACAGGUAUAAGAUGCCUAAAAUGAUAACAAAAAUCGAAGGUCGUGGAAAUGGCAUCAAGACCAAUUUGGUCAACAUGGUUGACAUUGCAAAGGCCCUGGGCAGGCCUGCUGCUUACACAACAAAGUAUUUUGGCAAUGAACUAGGAGCACAAUCCAAGUUUGAUGAGAAAACUGGUACUUCACAUGUGAAUGGAGCUCAUGACACUUCAAAACUUGCUGCACUUCUUGAGAACUUCAUCAAGAAGUAUGUCCAGUGUUAUGGUUGUGGGAAUCCUGAAACUGAAAUCAUCAUCUCAAAAUCACAAAUGAUCAAUCUCAAAUGUGCUGCCUGUGGUUUCAUUUCAGAUGUUGACAUGAGGGACAAGCUCACAACAUUCAUUCUUAAGAACCCUCCCGAGGCAAAGAAAGGAUCAAAGGACAAAAAGGCGAUGAGGAGGGCUGAGAAAGAGCGGCUUAAGGAAGGAGAAGCAGUUGAUGAGGAGCAGAAGAAACUUAAGAAAGAUGCUGCCAAGAAGAAAGGUGUGUCUGGAGGUUCGAAGGAUGUUUCCACCAAAUCGUCUAGCAGGAAGAAAGCCAAUGUUUCUGAUGAGCAGCAUUCUCCGACAGGUAGCCAGGCAGAUGACAAUGAUGUGGAGGCUGGUGAGGACUCUGACGAUGAUGUACAGUGGCAGACUGACACAUCUGCUGAAGCAGCUCGACAAAGUAUUAGAGAGCAGUUGAAUUCUGUCACUGCUAGCAUGGUUAUGAUCUCAACCAAUGAAGAGAAACCAAAAUCGGGUAAAAACUCCCCAGCACGCGAAGAAAAACACAAGAUUAAUGGGAACACGGUUAAAUCUACUAAUGCUCAUGCAGAACUUGUUCAGGAAAUCAGAGAAUUUCUAGAUAAAGGUGCCUCUGCAUCCCAACUUAAGGCUUUCUUGGGUUCUUUAUCUGGCACUGAUCAAGAGGUGUUUGAUGCCUUGUUCGAAGCCUUGUUUAAUGGAUUGGGUAAAGGUUUCUCUAAAGAGGUGGUUAAGAAAAUGAAGUACAUUGCAGCUGCAGAUCAGGGAGAGGACACACAAACAAUUCUACUUCAUGCCAUCGAGUCUUUCUGUGGAAAAGCAAAUGCUGAGGCAGUGAAGGAGGUGGCAUUGGUUCUGAAAGAGUUAUAUGAUAAUGAUAUGUUGGAAGAAGUGUACAUUGUGGAGUGGUAUCAGAAGGGUUUGACUGGUAGCAAUAAGGCUUUCCCUAUCUGGAAGAAUGUCAAGCCAUUCGUGGAGUGGCUACAGAGUGCUGAGUCUGAAACCGAAGAUGAAUGAGCGACUCAGCCCGACAAAUGCUCUAGGAUUCCUCCAUUUCUUUCUAUUACUUCUAUCUUAAGAACUGUUUCAAGCUUGGUUUGUGGUUAACAAUGCUUUUCGCUUAGGUCCAGGUUGUUACGAGUCAUCUCUACUGGCAGUAUUCCAGACUGUGUUUUAAGGCUUUCUUGAUGUUUGUCGAGUCUUGAAAUAACUAGGGAAAUAACAGGUGGGAUUUGUUGCCUGCUGGUUUUUCUUUCCGUCUGUUGUCUUUAUGGAUUUCUAUAAUGACGUGUUGGAAUUAUUUUGAUUAAUUGUUCUUUUUUA